AUGGACCUUUGCCGGCGACCACCCAACCCGAAACCCCUCAACCACCGCCUCCGCCCUAAUCAAACCGCCGACGCCGCCGACCCCAGUUCAUACCCUAAGGCCUCCGACGCUCUUCCUCUGCCACUUUACCUCACCAAUGGCCUCUUCGUCACUCUCUUCUUCACAGUCGCCUACUUCCUCCUCACCAGGUGGCGUGAGAAGAUCCGCACGUCCACUCCGCUCCAUGUGGUGACGCUCUCGGAGAUCGCCGCCAUCUUCUCCCUCUUCGCCUCCGUCAUCUACCUCCUCGGCUUCUUCGGCAUUGACUUCGUCCAGUCCUUCGUCGCUCCCCGAACCCCGCAAGACGACGACUGGAACGACGUAGUCGGCCUCGAACCAACCCCACUGCCGCCACCAGGACCGAAAAAGGACGAGACGCUCCUCUUUAAGGAAGACGAGGAGAUCGUCCAAUCGGUGUUGUCCGGAACGACGGCGUCGUACGAGCUAGAGGCGAAACUAGGGGACUGCCGGAGAGCGGCGGGGAUCCGACGCGAGGCCUUGGAGCGGACGAUGGGCCGUUCGCUGGAGGGUCUACCGUUGGAUGGGCUUGACUAUGAGUCGAUACUGGGACAGUGCUGUGAGAAUCCGGUGGGGUAUGUGCAGAUUCCGGUGGGAGUGGCCGGGCCUCUGUUGCUGGACGGAAAAGAGUACAUGGUGCCUUUGGCGACGACGGAGGGUACCUUGGUGGCCAGCAUCAAUAGGGGCCUCAAGGCCAUCUACGCCUCCGGUGGGGCCAUCAGCGUCCUCCACAAAGACGCCAUGACCAGAGCUCCAAUUGUUAGGUUUGGCUCUGCCGUUAGGGCUGCAGAGCUCAUGUUAUUCGUCGAGGACCCUCUCAACUUCAAUACUCUUGCUGCCGUUUUCAACAGGUCUAGUAGAUUUGCAAAGCUUCUAAAGAUUCAAUGCCAAAUAGCAGGCAGGAACCUAUACAUCAGGUUUGCUUGCAGCACUGGAGAUGCCAUGGGGAUGAACAUGAUCUCCAAGGGCGUUCAAUAUGUUUUAGAAUACCUUCAAAAUGACUUCCCUGACAUGGAGGUUAUAGGCAUCUCUGGAAACUUCUGCUCAGACAAGAAAGCAGCGGCGGUAAAUUGGAUUCAAGGGCGAGGAAAAUCAGUAGUAUGCGAGGCAAUUAUCAAGGAAGAAGUGGUGAGGAAAGUACUGAAAACCAAUAUGGAUUCCCUUGCGGGGCUUAAUGUGAAUAAAAACUUAAUUGGGUCUGCUAUGGCUGGUACUGUUGGUGGGUUCAAUGCCCACGCCAGCAACAUUGUUUCUGCACUCUUCAUAGCCACUGGCCAGGAUCCUGCUCAGAAUGUGGAGAGUUCUCACUGCAUCACCCAGAUUGAAUCUGUGAAGAAUGGCAAGGCUAUUUAUAUUGCUGUCAGCAUGCCUUGCAUUGAGGUGGGGACAAUUGGAGGAGGAACACAACUUGCAUCUCAGUCAGCCUGCUUGAACCUACUGGGUGUGAAGGGUGCUAACAAAGAGUCCCCCGGUGCAAACGCAAGGCAAUUGGCCAGAAUCGUGGCUGGUGCUGUCCUGGCAGGGGAGGUUUCUCUUCUGGCAGCCAUUGAUACUGACCAGCUUAUGACCAGCCACAUGAAAUACAACAGAUCUAGCAAGGAUGUCAUACACCUUGCCUCCACCGAAUAG
This is a messenger RNA of Prunus armeniaca (apricot), 1686 nucleotides long. The record is from the annotation of a GenBank genome assembly. NCBI's taxonomy places the organism in Eukaryota, Viridiplantae, Streptophyta, Magnoliopsida, Rosales, Rosaceae.